AUGUCUGGCGGAGGAGAGGUAAGGUACGUCCGCAAAGAGACCGGGCAAGAGAGCCCGAAGAUGCCGGCCUGGAAGCGAGAGAUCUUGGAAAGGAGGAAGGCGAAAAGCGGAGUAGCUACGGCGGAGAAUGGGGCGAGUGGGAGUCCAAAACGAAGCAACGUGGAACAAACGAUUAACGGUGGCAACGUUCGAGACGACGCACACACCUCACGGAACUAUUCCAUCACGUCGGCAAGCCAACACUUCGCCAACAACAAAGAGGCAACAUCGGUGGCCGCGGAGGGGACGACGAGGGUUCCUUUGGACGGACAGGAGAGCUUGGUGCUCCAGGAAAGUCUGGGACCGUUGGAGGAGAACCCAUUCAUCAAGCUUGAAAAGGAGCGAAGGAGGAGACAGGACCGGGAUAACUCUACUCGUCCUAUCCAACACAUUUUAGAGCUGUACGGUAAUGUUCCCGGUAUACGGACUAUCAGAGCAGACAAUAUUCUGAUAAUCGAGUCGGAUCCCGAUUACGUUCAAGACGGCGAAGAAGUCAAAAGUCCUAUUUGGCAACAAAACGGUUAUAGCUCUGUGAAUGAUCUCUUGGACAGGAGAGGGAACGCUGUAACUGAGAUAAGAGCCAAGGAAGUGGUCAUUUAUGACACCACGUUAAGCAAAAGUGAGGAAAAUCUGAGCACCAUCGGUCGUCCAAACCACAAAGACACAUCUUAUGAGGCAAGUGAAGGUCAAGGGAUGGUAAGCCGAAUCCUGCAAAAGUUUGACUCCAACUAUGGGAAGCUGCAUAAAAAGUCCCACAGCACUGAGAACCUGCUGGAUCUAGAUGGAAGUGCCAGCAGAAGGCAAAGAACCUGGGCCCCACCCCAGAUGGAUUUUUUGCCAAAGCCCAGAACUGACUGGGUCAAGAACCUGGGCCACAAGCAGGCACCAUCAUCUGUCUUCCAGAGUUCUCCUAGACAGAAACCACAUUCUGCCGUACUUGAAACGGGCAGCCCUCAGCACACAAUUGAAUCCUCUAAACCAGUAGCCUCCGUCCGCCAUCGUUUUGAGGAGAAUAAAGACCGAGGGACAACUGUCACGCCAAGAGAUGAACCAGACAGGGCGCACGAGUUAACCCCUGAGGUGCCCCUCAACUCUAAGGUGCCAUCAUUAACGCAAAGUCCUAACGCCCAUACCGAGUCCCUCUCAUCCAAAAUGUUGCACACGUCACCCGACUUUGAGAUCCGGCCUUCUCCUAAACCCGACCUCUCUCAAAUUCCUGACAGAGAUAUUCAGGCACGGGCCCUGGCAAAUCUUCGCCUACAAUCCAAAAACUCCUUCACUGUAAUUCCCAAGCGACAUAUUACAUCUUCACUUGAAAGCGGCCAUACGGCACCGCCCAGUCCGGCUAAAACGUCCCCUUCUCACAAAGUGGCAGAGCACCCUGUGUCAGGAUCUACUCACACGUCCACACCUGCCAUACUGCUCCAGAAACUAAAGGAUGUAAAAAAGCAGGAGGAAAAGGAAGCGGUACGGCCGUACAAGUCCCACCUUUUCUCCCCUGUUGCCACAUCUUCUCUGUCUAUGCCCUCAAAGAAUCUGUCUCCAUCUCCCACCACCCUUUCUCCACCUGCCUUGACUUCCCCUCCCUCUUCUCCAGCUCCAUCAUCACCCACUAUCUCUCGAAGUUCCCUCUCACCAGACCCUUCACCGCCCUCCACACCUGGAGUCACUCCUGCCGAUCAUCUCCCUGUAACAAACAUUGAUGACAUCGACGUGGGACCCCCUCAUCGUGUCGCCGGACACAGCCCCAUGGCACCAAGGAGAAAGGUGAACACUUUUACCGUGGUGCCUAAACGUCGGGUGGAGCCCGAGGCCAAGCCCAGUUCACCUGAGCCCCAGCAGGAUGCCUCAAGCGACACAUCACCUGGGACCGCACACCCUCAGGCCCCGUACAGUCAGCUGGGCUCGCUGCUCAAGAAACGCUACCCUGCCGUAGAGGAGAUUGAGGUCAUCGGUGGGUACCUUUCCCUGGGGAAAUCUUGCCUCUCCAAGAAGGGCUCCUUGGGCAAAAAGCUCAAGAUCUCCUUCAAUGAGUCAAGUCUCCACAGCACUUACGAGUAUCCAUCAGAAAGCUGCGCGUGGGACAGCGGCGAUGAAGCGGACGAAGACAAACGGGACGGGAAGGUCACUGAAGAAGCACCCAGCAUGGUGGGACGUAUCCACAUCCCUCGACCUAGUUUCACAAACUCCCCCACACACACGAAGAGCAGUAACGACCUCUCUAACUACAUUCCAAAGCACUCAAUGGAUUUCAGCGCUUGGCAGGAAUACAAAAAAGAGGACAGUGUUAAUAAGACGGCAGCCACUUCCAAGCAGACACAAAUGACAGAGGAGGUCAUGCUAACACCAGCAGACAGUUCAUCCUUGUCAGACUACAGUAGCGAGCCCGCUCUCUACUUCUGA
Molecule: messenger RNA, 2442 nt
Organism: Nerophis lumbriciformis (worm pipefish)
Lineage: Eukaryota; Metazoa; Chordata; Actinopteri; Syngnathiformes; Syngnathidae
Source: RefSeq, a predicted model, not a curated record